Molecule: messenger RNA, 492 nt
Organism: Thlaspi arvense
Lineage: Eukaryota; Viridiplantae; Streptophyta; Magnoliopsida; Brassicales; Brassicaceae
Source: the annotation of a GenBank genome assembly
AUGCAGAAGCUGAACGAGCUCUUCUCCGGUGGCGGAGACGGCGACGAGACAAACGAUGGCUUCCUAGAAGAUGGAUCGAAGGGUCUCUGUUCUCUCUCCACGACCCAGAGAAUGUACGGAUUCGCCGCUUCUUUGGCCGCUGGCUUCCUACUUAUGUUUCUGUCAAUGAUUGUAUUUUCUAUCCCCAUCAAAUUCGCACUGCUCUUCACUUUUGGCAACGUGCUCGCUAUUGGAAGCACAGCCUUCCUCAUGGGACCUGAGCAACAGAUUAAUAUGAUGAUGGACCCUGUUCGUAUCUACGCUACUUCCAUUUAUAUCGGAUGCGUCGUUGUUGCUCUCAUUUGCGCUCUCUUGAUACACAGCAAAAUCUUAACGUUGCUUGCGAUCCUAUGCGAGAUUUGUGCGCUUAUUUGGUACAGCCUCAGUUAUAUUCCAUUCGCAAGGAGAAUGGUCUCUGAAAUAAUGAUCCGUCUCUGCGACACCGAGCUAUAG